Molecule: messenger RNA, 5080 nt
Organism: Cyanistes caeruleus (blue tit)
Lineage: Eukaryota; Metazoa; Chordata; Aves; Passeriformes; Paridae
Gene: MOCS1
Product: molybdenum cofactor synthesis 1
Biological process (GO): Mo-molybdopterin cofactor biosynthetic process
Molecular function (GO): GTP 3',8'-cyclase activity; cyclic pyranopterin monophosphate synthase activity; metal ion binding
Source: RefSeq, a predicted model, not a curated record
AUGGCGGCGGUGGCGUGGGCGCAGCUUCUUCGGGGGGCGCGCGGAGCGGCCUCGCGACGCGUCUGCAGCACCAGGGCUCGCGCCAGGGCCGCCUCGGCCGUCGCGCAGGAAUUACAGAGCUCAGGAAGCAGACGCUUUGUGCUAGAACGUGCUGCUCCAUUCUCUGCUUUUUUGAUGGACAGCUUUGGGCGGCAGCAUAAUUACUUGCGAAUUUCAUUGACUGAGAAAUGCAACCUCAGGUGUCAAUACUGUAUGCCUGAGGAAGGUGUUCAGCUGACUCCAAAAUCAGAGCUACUAACUGCUCAGGAGAUAAUCACCUUAGCCAGAUUGUUUGUGAAAGAAGGUGUGGAGAAGAUCCGACUGACAGGUGGAGAGCCACUUAUCCGUCCCGAUGUGGUGGAUAUUGUGGGUCAAUUGUACAAGCUAGAAGGGCUGAAAACCAUUGCUGUCACAACCAAUGGGAUCAACUUAACCAGACUGCUGCCCCGGCUGAAGGAGGCAGGACUGAAUGCAAUUAACAUUAGCCUGGAUACUUUGGUGCCAGCUAAAUUUGAGUUCAUUGUCCGAAGGAAAGGAUUUCACAAGGUAAUAGAAGGAAUCCACAAAGCCACUGAACUUGGCUACCGUCCUGUUAAGGUGAACUGUGUGGUGAUGCGAGGCUUCAAUGAGGAUGAAGUGCUCGACUUCGUGGAUUUCACAAAGGAUCUACCCCUUGAUGUGCGGUUCAUAGAAUACAUGCCCUUUGAUGGCAAUAAAUGGAACUUCAAGAAGAUGGUGAGCUACAAAGAAAUGCUUGAUACAAUUAAACAACGAUGGCCGGAAUUGGAGAAAUUGCCCUGUGAGACUUCCAGCACAGCCAAGAGUUACAAGGUGCCACAUUUCCAGGGACAAAUCAGCUUUAUCACAUCCAUGUCAGAACACUUCUGUGGAUCCUGCAAUCGGUUGAGGAUAACAGCAGAUGGAAACCUAAAGGUGUGCCUUUUUGGGAAUUCAGAAGUGUCCUUGAGGGAUCACCUACGGUUGGGUGCCUCAGAGGAGGAGUUGAUUCAAAUAAUUGGAAAAGCAGUGGGCAGAAAAAAGAAACAGCAUGCUGGCAUGUUUAACAUUUCCCAGAUGAAAAACCGGCCAAUGGUCCUGAUUGAGCCUACACUGAUGUUAUUCCCACUAUGCCAAGAUGCCCUACAGGAUCCCCCAAAUUCAAAACAGUGGGGCCAUACAUUUAGCCAUGGGCUGACUUUGAGAACAAGUUUACCCAAACAAAAGGGAAAAGCAUCAAUGAAAAAUAAACUCAUGGGGCAACUUUUUCUGCCAGGAUCUCACCCAGAGAAACAAUGGCACGUAGCAACGGGAAUUCUACAAACCCAGCUCCAAGGCUACUGUGUCUUCCAGAAGGACCCAAGCUCCGCAUUUGAUACAAAGUGCCUUGAUGCUUCUGUUGGCCAAGUUCCUGUGGACUGUCAGUCUGAAAAGGCAUAUUCAGGAUCUGAAUUCCAUACCAGGGAUUCAGCAUCUUGCACUAAGUUACCUUGUGCCUCUGACAACUUGACUCACACUGAUGAGGAAGGACGGGCCACAAUGGUUGAUGUUGGAGGGAAGCCAGAUUCCAGAAGAAGUGCUGUUGCUGGUGCUGUGGUCCUCCUGGGUGAGAAGGCAUUCAGAAUGGUGAGGCAAAACCAGGUGAAAAAAGGGGAUGUGCUGGCAGUCGCCCAAAUUGCAGGAAUUCAGGGAGCCAAGCUGACCAGCCAGUUGAUCCCAUUGUGUCACAACAUCCCUCUGUACCAUGUUGAGGUGUCUCUGAGCCUGGACGAGGCCAGGCAUGCAGUGGUGAUUUGCAGCUCCUGUCACACCUGGGGGAGGACAGGUGUUGAGAUGGAGGCUCUCACAGCUGCCAGCCUGGCUGCGCUGACAGUGUACGACAUGUGCAAAUCAGUCACUCAAGAUAUCAUCAUCCAAGAGCUGAAAUUGCUUAGUAAGACAGGUGGGCAGAGGGGAGACUUCUCAAGGGUGUAGAUAAUACUCAGAUACCUCCAGCCCUCCAAGUGACCACUGCUCCUGUUCCAGCCUCUUACAGAAGUCCUUUUGCUCAGCUUGGACACCUCAGCAGGUGUGUGCAAUACAGCAAGCCCAUGGCUCCAGCAUUGCCUUACUCUGUCAGCUUGCUGCUGGGUGAACAGUGGAGCCACUUAUCCUUGUUGAAACUCAUGUAUAUUUUCUAGACAGACUUCUCCACUCUGCCAGUACCUCCAUUUCAGUAUUGUCAUGAUGAGACUGAGAAAAUAUUCCUGCUUAUACCACAGAGGUUUAUGGUUUAUGGGGUUUUUUUUCUCUUUCAUGCUGUGAGUACAUCUGCUGUCAUCAUACUGUGCAACUCUGAGCUCUGGAAAUGAAGCCAGUGCUGAAAGUUGGCAACCAUUUUUAAGUCAAGGAUUAAGACUUCAAAGUGGUGUCUGUCCAUCUUUCCCCUGACCUCCUUAAUUGAAUUUAGAGGGUGACAGUGAGAACUACACAGCUGGGGAACUUCACCAUAUGCCAGAGAUUAUAAACAUAGAACAGUCAAGAGUCAAGGGGCAGCUCUCAUCCCUUUGCAGUGCUAGUGCUUCCCUUCACAGAAUCAAAGAAUCCCAGAAUAGAUGGAUAAGGUUGGAAAGGACGACAGUGGGUCACCUGAUCCAACCUCCCUGCUCAGGCCCCAGAGCACAUAGCACAGGGUUGUGUCCACACUGGAAUAUCUCCCGUGAGGGAGCCUCCAUAACUUCACUCAGGAAUCUGUUUCAGUGCUGAGUCACCUGCAGAGUAAAGAAGCUCAGGUGUAACUUCCUGUGUAUCAGUUUCUGCCCAUUGCCUCUUGUCCAGUUGCUCAGCACCACCAGGUGGAGCCUGGAUCCAUAUUCUUGGCAUGUCCCCCUUAGACACUGAUACACAUUGAGACAUCAGUCUUCUCUUUUGGAUGCUGAACAGGCCCAGCUCCCUCAGUCUUUCCUCAUAAGAGAGACACCUGCAAGUGGGAAAUAUCCACGUAUCGGUUUCAAAAGUAAAAAAAAAAAAGGCAGCCACCCAGUUUUCUGCCUUGUGCUGUGUGAAACAUGAUGCAGAAAGAGGAUUUCUGCAUUUGGAAGAAUUAUUUUUUCUGAUCUGAAAGAUAUGUUUUACAAUGUUAGAAGCAUGUUCCAGCAUUUUGACCUUAGCACUGAAAUAUAUGGAUACCCUGUUUGCAUAGUUAAGGGAUUAAUUUUGCCAUGCACAGAAGUAAGUAUUAAACUCUCCUUGACUUUAGAAAGAGAUGUCACACCAAGCCCUAGAAAUCUCCAAAUUUUUAAUGCUAAGGUGCAGCUCCUAGUAACCAGCAAUCUGCAUAGUCCUGACAGAUAAAAGACUUUAGUGCUAGUAGCCACUUGGAAAAUUAAGAUGCUUUUGCCUCUGCCAGAGUAUUUUCCUGAAUGUUACUUUAAUUUGCUUUUCAUGAAGUCUUUUGGCCUUGGAGCACUUAAGUGUCCCCAUAAAUGUAGCAAUGGCCACAGUCAUGUAGCAUUAAUUAGCUUGGUAAUUAAGUGUCCUAGAUAAGAAAUUACUCAACAUUCUUGUUAAUGGCUACUUUUCCAAUGUUAAUUAAGUGCUCUAAACAGGGUGUUACUGGUUGCUUAUGGCUAAUGUGAAGUUGCACAUGAUUCAGGGUGUUCCCUCCAUACACCGGGUUAAAGAGCUCUAGUAAGGUCAGUGAUACUUCCAAAAAUCACCUUAAGCUUUAGAGUUUAAAGUACAGUGAGCACACCAUGCUGCCACGCACAUCCUGCUUACGUAAAGUAAGCACACGUCUCAGAUGAGUAGGUUUUGCUACAGAUCUUUCACAAAUGUCAUAUGCCAGCUACAACAAAAGCACUCUUUCCAUUGCAGGUGAAUUGAUUAGAUUCUUUAUUUGUUGUCACUGUGAGAUAAAAUACAUAGAGUGACAGACAUAGCAGCUGUAGCUGAAAGGGAAAGAAAUUUGGAAAGCUUGGUGCCUAAAAUCCAUAAGCAUUUGUACAUCAGUGAUGUGGUUUAGGAAUGGUAUUCCUCAAUUUAGUGGUUUACUCUCUCUUGCUCCUCCCUCCCUGAAGUGGGCUGGUGAGGAGAAUUGGAGGCACAGUAGGUAAAAAUCAUGGGUUCAGAUAGGAACAAUUUACUGGAAACAGCAAUGGAAUAAGAAAAUGAGCAGUAGCACCUUUAAUAAUAGAGGGAACAGGCACCACGUGACCAUUCCCUUACUGGAAGAGACCUCUUCCCUGGUCCCCAUAAUAACCUGCCAUGCUGUUAGCCAUGCCUCUCUUGGCUCCUGCAAAAAUCACUCAUGUCCUGGCCAGAACCAGGACAAUCUACAUUCAUUGUUACAGUCUUGACUCCCUGUCACAUUCCCAGGAGUGUAGCUGGCACUGCCAUACUGACACCAACAAUCCCACCCAAUCCUGCAAAUACAGAUUGCAUUGAUCUGUGGAACUGCUGUUUCCAUAGCACGAAAGAUUCCUUAGCUCAGCAAGGAAACAAAGUGCCAAGAAAAGGAAGCACAUGUAUAACCUGCUAAGUCUAUUGACUGACACAAGCACCUCCCAACAUACCCUGCUCUCCUGGCCUGCCCCUAGGCUCUAGCUAAUUCUGAAAAUGAAAAAGAAACUCUGUGUACUCAGUAGUAAUAAAACAAUAAUUUGGGCAUAUGAUUCUUUGGCUUUUGAGAAGUUUGCUGUCAUGCUGUAAAGCUCACACAAAGGACUCAGGGCCAUACGAGCUACUACUGAGCACACACGUGACCACCACGCACAUCUUGCUACUUACGCACAUUUCAUUACUUCCUCGGUUUGAGAGUGGCUGGAAGUGCAGGGCAAACUGACUUUGGUGCCAUUUUAUGCUCAUGUUAUACUAUCAAGUCUUUAAACUAUGCACAUUUAUAGGUAAUGAACCAAACAUGAGUUAACAUUUUGCGAGAGAAGUGGGUUGAAAGCGCUCUGUGGUGCUGGGUGGGUCAUGGUGAUAUAUGUUGAUGAACUGACUACUUUUUGAAGGCUUGCUUUUUUUGUCCACUGUAUUUUUAAUAAAUACUAGUUGUAAUGGA